This is a messenger RNA of Aspergillus puulaauensis, 339 nucleotides long. RefSeq names its product putative C2H2 finger domain protein (gene BUD20). The record is from RefSeq and is a predicted model, not a curated record. The coding region runs from base 1 to 339 and encodes 112 amino acids. The transcript has 3 exons. Gene Ontology annotation, molecular function: nucleic acid binding; zinc ion binding. Lineage: Eukaryota; Fungi; Ascomycota; Eurotiomycetes; Eurotiales; Aspergillaceae.
AUGGGAUCCGUGAGGAGAACGAAGACGAAGCGCAGGACUAGAGACUAUGACCAGGUCUGCGCGGAUGUCAAAAGCGCAAAGCACCUUUCGCAAUACAAGGCGACACAGGAUCCCGAAGACCUCCCCGGCCUAGGGAGGCAUUACUGCGUCGAAUGCGCCAAAUGGUUUGAGAGCGAUUACAACAUGGUGGCGCAUAGGAAAGGCAAAAAUCACAAAAGAAGAGUCCGUCUGCUACGCGAAGAACCGCAUUCCCAGAAGAUUGCCGAAGCUGCUGUGGGCUUGACCACCGAUAAUGGUGAGCGCCCGCAGGAGGGAGAUGAUAUGGCCAUGGAUAACUAG